GCCAGAAUCCCCAAAUUUCUUGAAUAACACUACGUCUUACCCUCAACUCACUCAGUCCCCUAACUCUUACUCCACUAUCAACCACAAAAUGUGUAAACGCGAAAAACAGUAUUUCACCAAUGACCACCGCCAUAAUCCAAAGGCAAAGCCUCUCCAAAUUAUCACCAUGCAUGCGGUCCUACCUGGUCCUAAUGAAGCAGCUCGCGCCGAAUUUGAGUUCCUAAAUAUGACAAAAUCUGAACAGCGCAUUACCUUCGAGUUCCAGAUAGGCCCAAGGCCCUCAAACCUACGCAGGCUUGGUGUAAUCUCUGUGGGGCCCGAAAGGGAAGAGUCUAACAACGUAGAUCUUAGCAUGGAAGAGAUACUUGAAUUUAUCUCCAGUGGAUUUCACAGUCGCUGCAGGAUGGAGGUCAAUAACCCCAUUAACGGAUGGGUUGAUUUCGAAAUUGCCGAAGUUAACCGAAGGGAUCUCGGCCAAGAGGAAUGUGCGAGGGGAUGCAUUUCUAUUGCAAGGGAUCACAAAAGAGAGUAUCUUAGGGGACAAUAUAUUCUCCGACAAUCAGCAACAGGGGCACGGUGUGGCGCAAUGAAUCCUUAAAAUGGCUUAGGGGAUUCCCUGAGUGAAACAUGCCAGGGCCAUAAUAAGUAACGAG
Lobosporangium transversale is the source of this 653-nucleotide messenger RNA. RefSeq lists its product as hypothetical. NCBI's taxonomy places the organism in Eukaryota, Fungi, Mortierellomycota, Mortierellomycetes, Mortierellales, Mortierellaceae. The transcript is spliced from 2 exons. The record is from RefSeq and is a predicted model, not a curated record. Bases 89 to 598 code for a protein of 169 amino acids.